Oncorhynchus masou masou (cherry salmon) is the source of this 2156-nucleotide messenger RNA. RefSeq names its product metal-regulatory transcription factor 1 (gene mtf1). Gene Ontology annotation, molecular function: DNA-binding transcription activator activity, RNA polymerase II-specific; RNA polymerase II cis-regulatory region sequence-specific DNA binding. The record is from RefSeq and is a predicted model, not a curated record. The transcript has 10 exons. Lineage: Eukaryota; Metazoa; Chordata; Actinopteri; Salmoniformes; Salmonidae. Gene Ontology annotation, cellular component: nucleus. Bases 147 to 2120 code for a protein of 657 amino acids. Gene Ontology annotation, biological process: positive regulation of transcription by RNA polymerase II.
AUGGUAUCACUAGGGAGGGGAUGGGAAGAAAGUGCUAAGCUACCCGAAACAUAAACCAAGUCGGCAUUUGCGCUGCACGGGAACAAGUGAGCACGCCGUCCUCUGCGCACACUCACCCACCAGAGGCGGCCAGCCCAGCCGGGACCAUGAGCGAGCGUGGCCCUCGCACGGAGGCCUCCAUGUUUUUGGAGGUGGACCGCCUCGAGCGCGAUAACAACGAUGAAGACAAGAUGGCGCACUACGACGACGACGACAAAGACGACGCCGACCUGAUGUCGGCACCCUCGGGCUCACGCAUCUACGACCGCACUACGGUGCUCAUCGAGCAGGACCCCAUCCGGCUGGACGAGGAGGGAGAGGAGGACCAUGGACACUGCGUGGGGGAUGACGACGGGGGCACUUUCCUAGUCGACGGGGACCUGGACGAGGAGGAGGAGGAGGAGGAGGGCUCGAUGACCUUCAUGGGCGACCAGGAUGGCAUGUCGCAGGGAUACGUGCAUCACACCAUCUCGCCCGACCAGAUCCAGUUCAUCAUCAACCCAGGGUCCAUGGCCAUGCCGCGCAACAUCGAGGGGGCCACCCUCACUCUGCACUCCGAGUGUCCAGAAACCAAGCAAAGGGAGGUGAAGAGGUACCAGUGCAUGUUUGAGGGAUGCACACGGACCUACAGCACGGCAGGCAACCUGCGCACACACCAGAAGACCCACCGGGGCGAGUACACAUUUGUGUGCAACCAGUUGGGCUGCGGCAAGGCCUUCCUCACUUCCUACAGCCUGAAGAUCCACGUGCGCGUUCACACCAAGGAGAAGCCCUUUGAGUGCGACGUGCAGGGCUGCGAGAAGGCCUUCAACACCCUGUACAGACUGAAAGCACACCAGAGACUGCACACGGGGAAGACGUUCAACUGUGAAUCGGAGGGAUGCACAAAGUACUUUACCACACUCAGUGACCUGAGGAAGCACAUUCGCACUCAUACUGGGGAGAAACCAUUCCGGUGUGACCAUGAUGGUUGUGGCAAGGCGUUUGCUGCCAGCCAUCACCUAAAGACGCAUGUACGGACACACACAGGGGAGAAGCCUUUCAACUGUCCCAGCGACGGCUGUGAGAAAGCAUUCAGCAGCCAGUACAGUUUGAAGAGUCACGUCAGGGGCCAUGGGGCUCAGGGCCAGCCCUUCAGUGUCACCCUCACCCACCCCUUGUCCGAGGAUGCAAAUCAUUCACUGUGCCUCAGUGACUUGAGCCUCAUCUCGACUGACUCGGAGCUCAGAGAAAACAUCCACAAUUCUCAGAACUUGGACUUGAGCAGUGUUACCCCCGUGAGGAUCUUCGAGCUCAUGUUCCAGAGUCCGGAGAACAGUGUUAGUCAAGACGAUGCACAUCCUCACGGCAACCUUGUUGAAGCCUUUGGCCAGGAGACUGGCCAGUCCACCAUGGGCAAUGGCUCAACCCCCAUCUCCUUCUCGUUCUCCCUUGUUCCUUCCUCCUCAUCCUCCUGUUCCCACUCUCACCCUCACUCCCACACCACCACCACCACUGUCCUGGAGGCUUCGUCCCAGCUUCCUCUAAGCCAAACCCCCUCUUCCCAAGUUCCAGCACCUCCUACCCCCAUUAGUAAUAUUACCACAGUCAGCUCCACCCAGCCCCACGCCACCUUCGUACCCUUACCCACUGCCCUGCAGACGCCAGAUGUGCCUAACUCCUACGUGGCACUGCCCGCCCAGACUGCUCCAAUAGUGCCCUCUACUGCGCCAGUAGUGGUGCCAGGCCCAGCCCUUGCGGCUCUGGGCGCUGUAGUCGCCACCACAGAGACUGUGCCGCUGCCGGCCGUGGCUCACACUCACACCGUGCCUUUGGCCAGCAACACCAACCCUGCCCUGGUGCCCCCAGCCUCUGCCCCCACUUUCACCCCAAGCCACAGCCACACCCAGAGCCUGUUGCAGCCCAGCAUUGUCAUGUCCGACCAGAACCUGCAGUGGAUCCUUAACACCGCAGCCAACAACCAGCAGAACCCAGAGCAAGCUCCACACGGAGGUCCAAAAGUAGAGAAGGUCUUCUUUACCACAGCCAUACCAGUGGGAGGAAAUUCAGGUGAGAUUUGUCCCCUACUUUUACCAGUGUGAUUAUUAACAGCAAUAAUGCUGCACUGACCCACAUGA